AUCGUAGUGGUUACCUAUUUAUAGACAGUGGUUACAAAACAACGCAUCCCGUGACUCGAUAUCACGUGACAAAUUUAACUGUAACUUGGCAUUUACAAAAACGAGCUAAGGAAGUUAAACUGCAGUCUGAUCGAUCAUUUGAGAAAAGGAACAAAGAUGGCAGCUAUAUCAGCAGUUUUGUUGGCACUUUUCUCCCUGGUGGCGCUUAGCUCUGCCUGUUGUACACCUGACCAAUGGGAAGGCGUGGAAUCUUCAAUUGGUGGAUGGGCUGGUCGAAGGCGAAGUGGUCUUUUGAAAGAAUUUGUUUUUGCAUCCUAUGAUUACACUAACAAGCGUUCAGCUGCUUUCCUUGACUAUGCCAAUGGAGAAUACUUUAACAGGUUUCAAAUUGUUGUGAGAUAUGAAGGGGAGGUUGGUAACCUGUACAUUGUAGACCUGAAACGAAACAAAUGUUGGUUAAAAACACUUAAACGUCCUUUCCGCCAAGCAUGCAUUCCAGAGAAAGCCAAAUCUGUAGGUGACUAUUACUUGGGUCUGAAAGGUGGAUUUAAAGUUUCUGGUUAUGCUAUUGAAGGUGAACGUAUCAAUGCCUUCAUCUCCGUUCAAAAUGUCUCUGGCAGCUGCAUACCUGUUUCUGAAGCUGUCUAUGGAAAACUUACCAAAGUGGAAUUUGUUCAGACUGUUGGAUUUGUCAACCUAACUCCAGGAAUAAAAAAUGAAACAGUAUUUGAUGUCCCCGCUCAAUGUGAAAAGAAAGAAGAUUUCAGUUUGGCUGAAGAACUCACCCGAGAUCAUUAUUUCUUUGCUAUUUAAACAAGAUCACACUAAACUUCUUUUUUUUCUUGUGUUUUGUUUGAGUGUUGUUGUUUUUUUUUUUGUUUUUUCCUGUAACAUUUCCUGUUUACUUUUUUUUAAGAAGGGAAACAAACAACUCCAACAACACAAUAUGGACUUUAGUUUGUUCUUGGCAUGGUUAUUACAAGAUCUUGGUGCCAAAGAGUACAUUCAAAAAAAGAAAAAAAACUAGAGAUAAGGGAAACUAUACUUUUGUAUAGAAUUUAGAUCUGUACUUUGUUAUUGUUUUGCAGAAAAAUAGAUUUGUCUUUGAUCUCCGCAUGAACUUUUUAAUCAAUGUAGAAUUUAUUCCAUGUAGUCUGUGAUUAAUCUUUUUUUUUUUUUUUUAAAGUGUCUUGGUAUUAUUCCAGUAAAAUGAGAUUGUAUAGAUAAAUGUAAUGUUACUUGAACAAAUGUGUAUUCCAAUGGAUCACUUCCUAAUGUUGUACCUCUACUUUUAGAAUGUAGUUAUGCAAAGGAGUGCCUACUUCAUUUGUUAUAAAAUCUUUCAAACAGAAUCUCCUUUUUAUUUCUUUGUUCAUAGAUAGACUCAAUACACAUUUUAAAAGGUGUCUUAAAUCAAUUGAAGUUAAAAUUUCAUGAAUGGAUCUGAAUCUUGUGGUUGCUGAAAAAUUGCAUUUUAACUGAAAUGUUAUUAAUCGUAUUUGAUCAGUUACAUUUUUGAAGUUCUUAUCAAAUGCUCAUUUAUAACUAUUUUUCUAUUUGAAUAAAAAAAAUAAUUUUGUAA
Messenger RNA from Biomphalaria glabrata, 1582 nucleotides. RefSeq names its product ependymin-related protein 1-like. Gene Ontology annotation, cellular component: lysosome; extracellular region. Gene Ontology annotation, biological process: cell-matrix adhesion. The record is from RefSeq and is a predicted model, not a curated record. The coding region runs from base 157 to 813 and encodes 218 amino acids. Lineage: Eukaryota; Metazoa; Mollusca; Gastropoda; Planorbidae. Gene Ontology annotation, molecular function: calcium ion binding. The transcript is spliced from 7 exons.